AUGCUGGCCGCCAAUGCCGACGCGCCAUCAUUCGGUGGAGCGAAGGAAGUGUUGAAACUUGAAGGUGGGAAUCCCCAGCGUGCCCAGCUUCCAAGCGUUGUUGCCAGAUCAGCUUUACCGAAGUUCGGCCGACUGCAGUGCCCCGCCUUCCAGUGUCCCUUCCAGAUGGCGCGAGGCAGCCCAGGCCCAGGCGCUGGCAGUGGGGACCGGGCCAGCAGCCCCAAAUCAACGUCCCCAUCCCCUCCUCAGCCUCAGGCGCCAAAUGCCAAAGCCAAAGCCCACGCCCACGCCCACGACCGCACAGACCGGGUCUCGAAAGACAUCCCACUUCCACUUCUGAGCCUCUGCCCGCGCCUGCUCCAGAACGGCCUCUCCAAGCUCACCGGUCUUCGACUGCGAGGCCUGAUUGCGCUCGGCAUCCUCGUGCUCAGCCUCUGCAUUCCCCUUGCGAGGCGCUUCCAGAGCACACCCGACGUCGUCGUCCACAUACCCGACGAAGUCUACCUCCCCGACGAAGCCCUCCCCCCGCUGAACCCCGACGUCCCCCACCCCCUCCAGGUGGACGAAUCGACAAACAUGGCGCGAGUCUAUGCCGACGUCAACCAGAACAUGCCUAGGAGCUACUGGGACUACGACAGUGUUAACAUCAGCUGGGGCGUCCUGGAGAACUACGAGGUUGUCCGCAAAAUCGGCCGUGGAAAGUACUCCGAGGUGUUCGAAGGCAUUAACAUCGUCAACUACCAGAAAUGCGUCAUCAAGGUCCUGAAGCCGGUCAAGAAGAAGAAGAUCAAGAGAGAAAUCAAGAUCCUGCAGAACCUCUCCGGCGGCCCCAACAUCGUUGCCCUGCUUGACGUAGUCCGAGACAGCCAGGUAGGCGGCAACCCUCUCAGCAAGACACCUUCGUUGAUCUUCGAGUAUGUCAACAAUACCGACUUUAGGAGCUUGUACCCCAAGUUCAACGACAUCGAUGUUCGAUACUACAUCUACGAGCUGCUCAAGGGUCUCGACUACUGCCACAGUAAAGGGAUUAUGCACAGAGACGUGAAACCUCAUAACGUUAUGAUCGAUCAUGAGAAUAAGAAGUUGCGUCUCAUCGACUGGGGUCUGGCUGAGUUCUACCACCCCGGUACCGAGUAUAACGUGCGCGUCGCUUCCCGAUACUUCAAGGGACCUGAGUUGUUGGUGGAUUUCCAGGAGUACGAUUACAGCCUGGACAUGUGGAGUCUUGGCGCCAUGUUCGCUUCCAUGAUCUUUAGAAAGGAGCCUUUCUUCCAUGGAAACAGCAACUCGGACCAGCUUGUCAAGAUAGCCAAGGUCCUUGGUACCGACGACCUGUUCGACUACCUGGACAAGUACGAGAUCGAGCUCGACCCCCAAUACGAUGAGAUCCUCGGUCGGUUCCAGAAGAAGCCGUGGCACAGUUUCGUCAACUCGGAGAAUCAACGAUUCGUUAGCAACGAGGCGAUUGACUUCCUGGACAAGCUGCUGAGAUAUGACCACCAGGAACGUCUCACGGCCAAAGAAGCUAUGGCGCACCCGUACUUUGCCCCCAUCCGGGACGAAGCUACGCUCAAGCAGUACCUGAAUGGUGCGACCGUCAGCUCCGAAUCUUGA
Anthostomella pinea is the source of this 1614-nucleotide messenger RNA. The record is from the annotation of a GenBank genome assembly. Lineage: Eukaryota; Fungi; Ascomycota; Sordariomycetes; Xylariales; Xylariaceae.